AUGGGAUCGUCUCGUAGCUUCCGACAGAUUGUCGAUGGCAACGCGAAGAUGACGCUGGGCAUGAUCUGGACCAUUAUCCUUAGAUUUGCCAUUCAGGAUAUCUCGGUGGAAGAAACCUCGGCGAAGGAGGGCUUGCUGCUGUGGUGUCAGAGGAAGACGGCUCCCUACAAGAACGUCAAUGUGCAGAAUUUCCACAUCAGCUGGAAAGACGGUCUUGCUUUCAACGCCUUGAUCCACAGACACAGACCGGAGCUCAUCGAAUACGACAAACUCAGAAAGGAUGACCCCGUGACGAAUCUGAACAAUGCCUUCGAAGUGGCGGAGAAGUACCUGGACAUCCCCAAGAUGCUGGAUGCAGAGGACAUUGUCAACACAGCUCGCCCCGACGAGAAAGCCAUCAUGACCUAUGUGUCGAGCUUCUACCAUGCCUUUUCUGGGGCUCAGAAGAUGGCCGUUUUGUCUCUUGUUGACUUGGGAACCAGACCUCAGCUCGUUCACACGGAUAUUGUAGGCACUCUCAGGCCCGAUGAGAAGGCCAUCAUGACAUACGUUUCCUGCUUCUACCACGCUUUCUCGGGUGCUCAGAAGGCCGAGACCGCGGCCAACCGCAUCUGCAAAGUGCUGGCCGUCAACCAGGAGAACGAGCACCUGAUGGAAGACUACGAGAAGCUCGCUUCCGACCUGCUGGAGUGGAUCAAGCGCACCAUCCCUUGGCUGGAGGACCGCAGCCCGCAGAAGACCAUACAGGAGAUGCAACAGAAGCUGGAAGACUUCCGCGACUACCGGCGCGUCCACAAACCCCCCAAAGUGCAGGAGAAAUGCCAGCUGGAGAUCAACUUCAACACCCUGCAGACGAAGCUCCGGCUGAGCAACAGACCCGCUUUCAUGCCCUCCGAGGGAAAGAUGGUCUCGGACAUCAAUAACGGCUGGCAGCACUUGGAGCAAGCCGAAAAAGGCUACGAGGAAUGGCUGCUGAACGAGAUCCGGCGCAUACGGAGGGGGACAAAGCCGCAUAACGGGGAGGUGACGUCCUUCGCUCCUCUGUCCCUAGGCAAGGAGGCCAUGCUGAAGCAGAAGGACUACGAAACCGCCACGCUGUCGGACAUCAAAGCCCUCAUCAGGAAGCACGAAGCCUUCGAGAGCGACCUGGCAGCGCACCAGGACCGCGUGGAGCAGAUCGCGGCUAUCGCGCAGGAGCUCAA
Pelecanus crispus (Dalmatian pelican) is the source of this 1202-nucleotide messenger RNA. The record is from RefSeq and is a predicted model, not a curated record. NCBI's taxonomy places the organism in Eukaryota, Metazoa, Chordata, Aves, Pelecaniformes, Pelecanidae.